This is a messenger RNA of Cokeromyces recurvatus, 757 nucleotides long. RefSeq lists its product as uncharacterized. NCBI's taxonomy places the organism in Eukaryota, Fungi, Mucoromycota, Mucoromycetes, Mucorales, Mucoraceae. Bases 250 to 555 code for a protein of 101 amino acids. The record is from RefSeq and is a predicted model, not a curated record. The transcript is spliced from 2 exons.
CUUGAAGGCGUUAGUAUGAUAGUGGACAAGGAAGGUCUGUCCAACUAUGGGCAAGUUUUGUCUACAGCAUGUGAAAUUGUUGCAAUAUGUUACAAUAAUUUCUACGUUGAAAAUUUCGAAACUAUUAUUUCAAACUAUUUAUAUACAUGGUCCUUGUUGCGUUUCCUGUAAACUUACGAAUGCCCGUGAUAAAAUACAUUAUAUACAACCAUAUGUUGAAUGUAGUGUUUUUCUAACGAGUCAGCGACUAUGAUGUUUACCAACAUUUCCAGUUCUUUGAACGAUCAAACCCAAGACCGCAUCCGUGCUUUUCUAAACCCGCUAAUUGUCGAGAUCAGGAAUCGACUGCCGUCACUUCCUGUGACCAAAGAAACGCUGAAUAACGCCCCAUUCAAUAUUAUACCAAUGCUUAGACACAUUUUAGAAAAGUAUCAAUCAAUAAUUGCAGAGAAGCAGCAACUAACGCCUGCACCACACUCACCAGUUACUCCACAACAACAGCUUGCUUCAGAAGCAUGUAUCGAAAUUAAUAGUGCAUACAAGUUCUGCAAAUAAUGGAAAGAAACCGGAGGUACAAUAUUACCAGGUUACAGGUUUGUAACUGAGAUCAAAAAGAAAAGGGAAUAAUGCAAAGCUUACAGAAGAGCAUUCGUUUUUUCUCGACAACUACAUGGAAAAAUACACCCAGUUUGCAUCUGGAAACUUCAGGAAGAAGCUGCUUGGGAGAAAAAUUGACUUUGAUAAAGUUCAAGCGCAG